UUUAAACCCCUACAACAAAACUUAAUUACAUGCUAGUACAAAUACAGUUUGCACACAAGGACGGUUAAGCUAUUAUUUAGUUCUACAGGGGGUUAUGCUAAAAGAAACAAAAAGGAAUGGCUUAUCGGAUUCGGAGCCGAGAAACACGGGUAAAAAAACCGAAACCCGAGAGAAACGGUGUUAAAACGGGUCGUCGUCGUCGGCCAAUUCGGAUCCGAGAGCAAAGAGCCCAAGCCAAUGGAAUCGGAUCCGGGUCCAGCUUCGUUCGUCGUCUGAGAUCACCGGAGCGGGCCCGAAUCCGAUAAGCAUGGCGACGGCGGUGAAGAGGAAGCCGGUGAUACUAAAGGAGGCGAGGAGAGGGACGAGGUGUGCUGAGGUGGCGGGAGGGACGGCGGCGGAGUGCGCGGCGGUGUGUUGUUGCUGUCCUUGUGGGUUGGUUGAUCUCUUGGUGCUCGCCGUGGUGAGGUUGCCGUGUGGUCUUUGCCGGCGAGCGAUGAGGAGGAGGAGGAGGAGGAGGUUGGCGGCGCUGAUGAAUGGGAAGAAGAAGCCCGGAGUGUUGCUGGCGGCGGCGGUGAAGGGGAAGGGAGGAGGAGGUGAUGAAGUGGAAGUGGUGGUGAUCCCGAGGCAGGGUGGGGUGGUGAUCCCGAGGCAAGAGGAUGAGAAAGAAGGGGAGAAGAAGGAUAAUGAGAUGGUGGAGAUGGAGAAGGAGAUGUGGUUGAAGUUCUACAGCACUGGAUUCUGGAGAAGUCCUUCUCAAAGAGAAGAGAGGUAAGUGUGGGAUUAUUUUAUUAAUAUUUGUUUUUCCAGGGGGGUUUCUUGAAAAAAAAUUUCAUGUUAUUUCUCAGGUAUAUAUAUAUAUAUAUUUUUUUUAUUUGUGUAAAUGUUGUAAUUUUA
This is a messenger RNA of Dioscorea cayenensis subsp. rotundata (Guinea yam), 894 nucleotides long. RefSeq lists its product as uncharacterized. The coding region runs from base 308 to 772 and encodes 154 amino acids. The transcript has a single exon. The record is from RefSeq and is a predicted model, not a curated record. Lineage: Eukaryota; Viridiplantae; Streptophyta; Magnoliopsida; Dioscoreales; Dioscoreaceae.